UGUGGUAAAUCGGUUGAAUUUAAUGUUUUGAAAACCAAAAUCUUUUGGAGGCAAAGUUGACUUGUUGUGGAUAUUAAUUAGUUAUUUUAUUAUUUCAAUUUUUUCAAGUUAGUUUAAACGUUUUUUUUUUAAUUUCAACUUUUGAUCAUGGCGGAAACCAACUUGACCCUUUCUUUGGUUGCCAAUUUUGACGAUCUGGUGCGCCGUUUGAUUCCAUACAACACUGAGUUAACCGAUUUUUCCAUUGAAAUGGUAAAGCUAAUUGACACUUUGAACGAGCAACUUAAUUAUGCUCAAAACGAAGUUAAAGAAUUCAAAGAACGAUGCAAUCUGCUGGAAUUGGAAAAUCAUAAACUUUCAGCCAAUCUAAAAAACACUAAAGAAGCCUACAAAAAAGAAGUUGCUAUGCGCGCUUCUGUGUGCCGAGACCGUGAGGGUCUGUCAAAAAUAAACGAGAUCAACUUCUCAAGUGAAUUGCUGUCGGAUGAUGAUUUUGAUAAAUCUGAGGAUGAUAUUGAUGAACCGAUGAAUGAUAGAAGAGGAGAAAUCAAAUUCACAAGUAACAAAAACUUGCUCGCAGCUGAGGAGAAUAGAAAGCAAACGGAAAUCAAGUUCGCAAGCACACAGAAUCUUACUCCAAUCAAAGAAAAUAUUUCAAAACCAACAUUACUUCCUGGAAGCCAAAGUAAAAGUCGAAUUGAAAAUCGUGCUCAUUCAUUUGCACCGAAAAAAUUGUUCAGAAGUAACGAAACUUGUACGGUUUGCAACAGCAAAUUUGGAUUCUAUGCAGCCUAUUUUCGAUGCGCUGAUUGUCGCGCUUGUGUCCAUGGUGCCUGUAAAACAAAGCUACCAACGCCUUGCAUUCCGUACACAACGUCGAAUCAAAUAGAUAAAAAAGGGCGCUUGCUAACCAUUGCUGACUUCGUUAAUCCAAAUUCAAGACCGUGUAUACCUGGAAUAAUUGUCCAUUGCUGCCGGGAAAUCGAAAGAAGAGGCUUGAACGAACCUGGGCUCUAUAGAAUACCUGGAUCAGACAGUGAGGUCAAAGGAUUGGUGGAAAAAUUUCUCAGAUCGAAAAGUGGAGUUCCUAUUAUUUCGCAUGUUGAUGUUCAUGUUUUGUGUGGAGUAAUCAGAAAUUUCCUCAAUCGUUUGGAUGAUCCAUUGAUCACUCGAGUUCUAUGGAAAGAUUUUAUUGAUGCUGCUAAGAUGGAGAAUAGUGAAGACCGUCGGCCAUAUCUUAUCCAAGCAGUUUCUGAUUUGCCCAUACCAAAUAAACAUACAUUGGCAUAUUUAAUUCUCCACUUGAAACGUGUCAUGUCCUCUCCUCAUUGUAAUAUGCCAAUCUCAAACAUUGCCAAAGUGCUUGGACCUACAAUUAUAGGAUAUUCCUCCAACACAGAAAUAUUAACUGUGUCCGUUUAUUCUGAAACUUCUGCUCAGAUAAAAACUUUAGAAGCACUACUAAAUCUUCCAUCAGACUUUUGGUCAGAACUGAUCAGCGAUCCAGUAUCCGAGCAACCCAAACCAGCGCCAUUAGUAGAAGCUGUUAACAGACGACAAUCGAUCGGAUCUCGAGUUGUCGGUGGAUCAUUGCAAUCACAAGUUUUAAAUCCAUGGACAUCUAACAGGAGACAGAAGAAACGCCCAUUGUUCUAAAGCUUUUUGUCCAACAAUAUGACAAAUUAUCUAGUUUCCCAUUUCUAUUAUCUUUUCUGUCCAAUUCAUUCAUUAAGCCUUAUAUUCUCUUCAUUCAUAAUAUUUUAUAGUCAACUAUAUUUUCUUGUGACAGAAUAAACUCAACCAGUUUGUUUACAAUUCCAUCAAAUCACUAAUUUUACUAGUUACGAUUGAAAGAAAAAGUGAAGUGGUUCAUGUAAAUCACAAUAAAUUAUGCUCCGUAUGAAAAGCUUUUGAAAAAAGUUUGCACCCAAGCUUUGUAACUUCUUUUUUAACAAUUAAACAUUUAUUCAAAGCUAUA
This is a messenger RNA of Tetranychus urticae (two-spotted spider mite), 1978 nucleotides long. RefSeq names its product rac GTPase-activating protein 1. The record is from RefSeq and is a predicted model, not a curated record. Gene Ontology annotation, molecular function: GTPase activator activity. Gene Ontology annotation, cellular component: midbody; spindle midzone; nucleus. NCBI's taxonomy places the organism in Eukaryota, Metazoa, Arthropoda, Arachnida, Trombidiformes, Tetranychidae. Gene Ontology annotation, biological process: mitotic cytokinesis; Rho protein signal transduction; mitotic spindle midzone assembly.